AUGGCAGUGAUGAAUCUCGCUUUCUUCUUCUUCUUCUUCACUCUUUUUACUCUUCUUGGAGCUUACCAUGCUCGUCAUUUACAUGAUGGAUGUGUAUACCAUAGCUUUAAUGGACGACCACCUGCUAAGACGUCGGAGAUAAUUCAGAUGGUAACCGGUGAAGAAGAACCCCAGUCACCACCACCUCCUCCACUUUCAUCGUUACAGGAACAGACCACUUACAGCCGAGAUAACCCAAAUGCACCACCGUCGCAAGGCCAGACUGUUUAUGGACGAGACAGUCUGGAAGGACGCCCUUCACCUAAAAUACCACCGUCUGAUGGCCAAACGAUUUACGGUGGAGAUAACCCAGAAGCAAGAUUACCGUCGGAAGGCCAGACUGUAUACGGCGGAGACAAACUGGAAGGAUCACCUUCACCUACAGGACCAUCGCCUGAAGGCCAGACAAAUCAUGGUAGAGAUAACCCAAAAGCACCACCGCCACCAAAAGUAGCACCAUCUCGGGGUCAAUCGACUUACGGCGGAGAGAAUCCAAACUCAAACAGUCCGACCAUAUAUGGUGGAGCCGGAGUAGCCAAGAAGAGGCUAGCAGAUUUUCUAGCUCAAAUAAUUCCGUCAUACGAUGAGAUUGUAUACGGCCGGGAUUAUUUAAACGCUCGGCCAUCACCUAAAGGAGGACCGAGUGAGGGUGACGCGGUUUACAGUAGAGAUAACCCGAAAGCCCCACCACCACCGGUAGCGCCGUGUCGGGGAGCUCCGCCGUCAUUAAAACCAGAUAGUGCAAAGGAGUACUGGUCAACAUACGGUCGUGAUGACCCAACAGCACCACCGAUUCCGGACCCAAAUGAUCCAGAAAACCAAGGAAUGUAUGGUAGAGUUGCCCCGAGUGUACCAACCCCUCCACAACCAGCUGACCCAACACGGCCGAUGUUAGUCGAUGGCGGGAGGCGGGAGGAAUGA
Molecule: messenger RNA, 960 nt
Organism: Lactuca virosa
Lineage: Eukaryota; Viridiplantae; Streptophyta; Magnoliopsida; Asterales; Asteraceae
Source: the annotation of a GenBank genome assembly